Molecule: messenger RNA, 534 nt
Organism: Lonchura striata (white-rumped munia)
Lineage: Eukaryota; Metazoa; Chordata; Aves; Passeriformes; Estrildidae
Source: RefSeq, a predicted model, not a curated record
CUUCCAGGCGGAGAAGGCGGCGGUGCUGGGCGCGCUGGCGGAGAAGGCGCGGCUGACGCAGGAGAUGCUGAACCGCACGCCCGGCAUGCGCUGCAACCCCGUGCAGGGCGCCAUGUACGCCUUCCCCCGCAUCGAGAUCCCGGCGCGCGCCCUCGACGCCGCCAAGGAGAAGAAGCAGGCCCCGGACAUGUUCUUCUGCAUGCGGCUCCUGGAGGAGACCGGGAUCUGCGUGGUGCCGGGCAGCGGCUUCGGCCAGAAGGAGGGCACCUACCACUUCCGCAUGACCAUCCUGCCGCCCACGGAGAAGCUGAAGCUGCUCCUGGAGAAGCUCGGCCAAUUCUACACCAAAUUCGUCCAGGAGUUCUCCUGAUUUGCAUGGCCACGCCCCCUCAUUUGCAUAACACCGCCCUCCUCAUUUGCAUAGCCCCGCCUCCCCCCAAACAUCCCGCCAGGAAUUUUUGGGGUUUUUUUGGGAAUUUCGGGGCUGGAUCCCCCCAAUCCCAAAACGUUCCCGAAUAAAGGCGGCGACCAGAG